GCCGGAGCGGCGGGAGCGGGGCCGGGGCCGAGCCCAGUCCCAGUCCCAGUCCCAGUCCCAGGCCCAAUCCCGAGCCCGGGCCCGAGCCCGAGCCCGAGCUUCGCACGGCCCUUCCCGCACGGACACCGCAGGAUCAUGGAUUUCCCGGGGCACUUUGAGCAGGUCUUCCAGCAGCUCAACUACCAGCGGCUGCACGGGCAGCUGUGCGACUGCGUCAUCGUGGUGGGCAACCGGCACUUCAAGGCGCACCGCUCGGUGCUGGCCGCCUGCAGCACGCACUUCCGCGCGCUCUUCACCGUGGCCGAGGGCGACCAGAGCAUGAACAUGAUCCAGCUGGACAGCGAGGUGGUGACGGCCGAGGCCUUCGCCGCGCUCAUCGACAUGAUGUACACCUCCACGCUCAUGCUGGGCGAGAGCAACGUGAUGGACGUGCUGCUGGCCGCCUCCCACCUGCACCUCAACUCCGUGGUCAAGGCCUGCAAGCACUACCUGACGACGCGGACGCUGCCGCUGUCGCCGCCGAGCGAGCGCGCGCAGGAGCAGAGCGCGCGGCUGCAGCGCUCCUUCAUGCUGCAGCAGCUGGGGCUCAGCAUCGUCAGCUCGGCGCUGGGCUCGGCGCAGGGCGCCGAGGAGCCGGCGGGCGCCGUGGGCGCGGCGCUGCGCGGCGGGCUGGAGCAGCGCGCCGCCUUCCCCAUGCGCCGCCUGCACAAGCGCAAGCAGUCCUCCGAGGAGCGCGCCCGCCAGCGCGCCCGGCCCGCCCUGGACGAGCCCGGCGCCGACGGCGCCGCCGAGAGCGGGCAGCCCGUCGGCCACUCGCGCGAGGAUUUCUUCUCGCCCGACUCGCUGAAGAUGGUGGACAACUCCAAGGCCGACGCGGUCACCGAUAACCAGGAGGACAACACGAUCAUGUUCGACCAGUCUUUUGGUGCUCAGGAGGAUGCUCAAGUGCCUAGCCAGUCAGACAACGGCGGGGGGAACAUUUCCCAGAUGUCCAUGGCGUCCCAGGCCACGCAGGUGGAAACCAGCUUCGACCAGGAGGCUGCUGCUGAGAAGAGCAACUUCCCGUGUGAAAAUCCGGAGGUCAGCCUGAAUGAGAAGGAGCACAUGAGGGUGGUGGUGAAGUCUGAGCCCCUGAGCUCCCCGGAGCCUCAGGAUGAGGUGAGCGAUGUCACCUCCCAGGCGGAGGGCAGCGAGUCCGUGGAGGUGGAAGGAGGGGUGGUGAGUGCGGAGAAGAUAGAGCUGAGUCCCGAGAGCAGCGACCGCAGCUUCUCGGACCCCCAGUCCAGCACCGACAGGGUGGGAGACAUCCACAUCAUGGAGGUGUCCAACAACCUGGAACACAAGUCUUCUUUCAGCAUUUCAAGUUUUUUGACUAAAAGCAGAGGAGGUGGCUUUGGCGCCAGCCAAAACAACGACGACAACAUUCCCAACACCACCAGUGACUGCAGGAUGGACAGCGACGCCCCUUACCUGAUGAGCCCGGAGUCGGGGCCCGCCGGUGGCCACUCCUCCGCCGCCGUCUCGCACGUGGAGAACCCGUUCAGCGAGCCCACGGACUCCCACUUUGUGAGGCCCAUGCAGGAUGUGAUGGGCCUGCCGUGCGUGCAGACCUCCGGCUACCGAGCGGCGGAGCAGUUCGGCAUGGAUUUCCCGCGCUCAGGCCUGGGCUUGCACUCGCUGUCCCGGGCCAUGAUGGGCUCCGUGAGAGGCGGAGCCGGCGGCUUUCCCGGCUACCGCCGCAUUGCCCCCAAAAUGCCCGUGGUGACCUCUGUGCGGGGCUCGCAGCUGCAGGAGAGCUCGCCGGGCUCGCAGCUGAUGCUGAACGGGAGCGCGUCCUUCGAGAGCGGGCACCUGUCGCAGCCGGGCCCGCCGCAGCUGACGCGCGCCUCGGCCGACGUGCUGUCCAAGUGCAAGAAGGCUCUGUCGGAGCACAACGUGCUGGUGGUGGAGGGCGCGCGCAAGUACGCCUGCAAGAUCUGCUGCAAGACCUUCCUGACGCUCACGGACUGCAAGAAGCACAUCCGCGUGCACACGGGGGAGAAGCCCUACGCCUGCCUCAAGUGCGGCAAGCGCUUCAGCCAGUCCAGCCACCUCUACAAACACUCUAAGACCACCUGCCUCAGGUGGCAGAGCAGCAACCUGCCCAGCAGUUUGCUGUGAGCGGAGGAGCCUCGCUGUCGGCGGGACGGACGGGCGCACACCGGCGUGCCACGGUGCCGGCACGGCUUGGCUCUGCCUUUGGGGAUAUCCGGUACCUACCUCGCGGGUGUCGCCGCCGGGAGCCGCGCGGCGGGAUGGGGAUGUGACCCCGCGGCGGGGAUGGGGAUGUGACCCCACGGCCACGAGCCCCUUUGCAGGGCAGAGGGGCGACAGCACGGGGGUCUCCUGAAAUAGCACGGUCUGAGAACAACAAACUGACCUGCGCGUUUCUUUUCUCUGUUUUUUUUUUCCUUCUCUCUAAAGCAUUUUGUAACAGUGAAAGCAUUUAAAUGAUUACUGUAACACGAGUUGCUGCAUUACGUGAGGAUGGUGGUGCAGACCCCUUACCUUUAAAAGAGAAAAAUGGCUUAGGCUGCACCUGUCUGACAUAAUGCUUUAAAAUACGCUACUUAUGACAAUAGUUCUAGGAUUAUGAAUGUAUGUUUGGCUGUUUUGUAGUAAAGGACACUGUGUAUUCAAGGUGCUUAAAUUAAAUCCCAGACAAGUAACUUUUGGACUGCCAGGUGUACAUAUAACUUUAAUACAGCAAGAUCUGGAUAUUUGGCUGGUUUUUUUUUCCGUAGAAGCGAGUAUUAAGUGGUAAGUGAAGUACUGUCUCUUGUUUGUGCUUUUCCUAGCAGUAUUUUAACCAGUUUGUAUCUCCUAUGUUAUGAUUCUAUAUACGCAGAGGUUUGAGCAGAGCUUGUCUUCGUCUGUUGUUUUGAAGGAGAGGGAACUUGUGAUGGCUUUUUUGGCCACGUAAGGCAGCAUCUCUCUGUUCCAGAUGCCCACAGCCCAUCUGGUCCCCGUUAUGGCGUGAGCAUGUUGUCUUUUUCUCUUAUCUCCAGGCUUUAGUUUCCUGCCCUGCGCACUGAGUGACUUCCCUUUGCAGCUGUGGAUCUGUCCUUGGAGCACGUCGCUCCUCGGUCAGGAGCAAUCCUCCUUUGCCAUAUUGCACAGAAUCACAGAGUAUGCUCAGCUGGAAGGGGGCCCUCAGCAUCACUGUGUCCAGCUCCUGGCCUUGCAGAGGGUACCCCAACAAUCCCAUCUUGUGCCUGACACUUCUUUGCCUCAGGCAGCUUUGGGGUUGUGACCCUGUCCCUGGGGAUCUUGUUCAGUGCCAGACCACCCUCUGGGUGAAAACCCCUUCCUGAUAGCCAACCUGAACCUGCCCUGAUUCACCUUCAGCUGUUUUCUCAUGUCCUGACACUGGUCACAAGAGUGAGGAGCUCUGUGCCUGCCCUUCUGCUGCUCCUCAGGAGGAUGAUGAAGAGCCCGGUGAGGUCUGACCUCAGUGUCCUCUCCUCCAGGCUGAGCAAACCAAGGGCCCUCAGCUGCUCCUCGUAAAGCUUCCUCUCCAGCCCCCUCCCAGCCCCACGGCCUCCUCUGGACAGCCUCUGAACAGCUUAAUGUCUUUGCUGUGGUGGUGCUCAAAAGUGCCCCAGCACUUGAGGUGAGGCUGCCCCAGAGCAGAGCAGAGCAGGACAAUCCUCCCUCACCCUGCUGCUGACACCCCCAGGGUGUGACUGGCCCUCCUGGCUGCCAGGGCACGGCUGGCUCACAUUCUGUAAAAUGUCCUCAUCAAAUACACUUAAGCUAGUGUCAUAAAAGUACUUUUCCCCCAUACAUUUAAAAAGCUAACUUAAAAUUAAUUUUUUAAAAAUGCGCUGUACACAAGCAGCAGAAAUUUAUCUUUUUCUACAUAAAUCAUGUAAAUCUCUUUUUAAUUUCCUCUUCUUUGGUGCCACUGUCACUUGACACUGCCUGCAGUCUCCUUUCUUCCUUGUCAAAGGUGCACACGCACUGUGCUCAGCUUUCUUAGGUUUUAAAAUGAACUUCCAGAGCAUUUCUGCUGAUGGUAAAUGCUCCUCAGCCGAGAGGGGCUGGGUCAGGGCUGCAGCGUGUCCUGCUGCUCAGGUGAGACUGAGGAUUCCCUGCACCUGCCCUGUCAGCGUGUCGUUUGCACCUUGACCAUCUGAGGAGUGCAGAAACACGGGAGAUGGUUGGGGUAAUUCCUUUAAAAUGUUAAUAUUUUGUUAUAGGGUUUACUUAAUGGUCAUAUCUCUGGCUCUUGAUUCUUUUUUUUUUAAGCAUUAAAAUAACACUUCUUUGAAGCA
Molecule: messenger RNA, 4316 nt
Organism: Haemorhous mexicanus (house finch)
Lineage: Eukaryota; Metazoa; Chordata; Aves; Passeriformes; Fringillidae
Gene: ZBTB5
Product: zinc finger and BTB domain containing 5
Exons: 2
Coding region: 136-2160 (674 amino acids)
Biological process (GO): regulation of transcription by RNA polymerase II
Cellular component (GO): nucleus
Molecular function (GO): RNA polymerase II cis-regulatory region sequence-specific DNA binding; protein binding; DNA-binding transcription factor activity, RNA polymerase II-specific
Source: RefSeq, a predicted model, not a curated record